AUUAGAAAGUUAACCUUUACCUCUAUAAACUUAUUUUUAAUUUGCAUAUAAAAAUAUUAAAAUCCAGUGUAAAAACACUCAAGAACUCAAUUAAACGAAUGGCACUGAAUUACAAUAAUAAAAGGUGUUACCGUUAAUUCGAAGGCGUACAAUUAAACAAUGUGCAUUCAUUGUACAUAGAAUCUGUAUGUAUGCAUAUAAAGGGAUGGCAAAGGCUUAUUGUGGACUAUAAAUUUUAAGAAUAUGGAUGCGAACCAGUAUUAUUGUCGCGGUGGAAUACAGCAAAGCGCGACAUCAUCACAAACGCCGUCUACUAAAAUGAAUUAUGGAAUGUGUGCUGAGUAUUUAACAUGUAGUUCAAGUGAUUUGGAGUCGGGUUUCACAGAAGUUUCUAGGGAAAUGGCUCAACGAAAUAAUGGAAGCACUAAAAGUGUAGCAGGGAACAGGAAUAUUCCGAGCGCCUAUAUGUAUAACAACUGCAACAUGAAUGCUGAAUGUACGAAUAGUACGAAUUCUUCGAAUAAUGCUGGGAAUUAUAUAAAUAUAAUGACUGUUCCAUUGGGAACGCUACAAUAUAACCGCAAGAAGUUAACAACGCAAGAUUAUCAAUCGCGUAUUUACUAUAAUACUACGGAUGCAAAGUCUCGUGAAGACUACUAUUCAGCAGGCAACGGUAAACGCUUAAGUACUGACUCUUCCUCAAACGUUCACCCUCAAUACCAGCAUCAACAAUCACAAUCGCAGUCCCAGUCACAAAACAUUCAUCACAUGCAGCAUCAGGUGCAUAUGAGUCAAAUGCACCAAAACCCGCACAAUAAUUAUGUGCAGCAUAAUCAGCAAAAAACAGCGUGCAGUCAUAGUUCGGGAUUGGAUCCUGUUGAGGAUUCAACAGAUUGCGGCGCAAUGUAUUCGAAUGUUAAUCCAAAUGGUCGCGUUGUGGCUGCAACACAAACGCAUCUUGGCAAUGUGAAUGUGGCCGCGUGUGAUCAACUCAUGCCCCAAAGUCCAGUUUCACUGGUGCCCGUCAAUGUGCCUGUCCCACCUGUCAUGUACACGGUGCAUCGUGUGGUAACCACAGCCCAAAUUCAAACAGCCGUGGGUAGUACUUUUGCAUCCUCGGCAAGCGUAUCUAGUGUUGUUAGCACAGGUCGCAAUGAAACCGAUUGCAUGGCUGCUUCAGCUCAGGUGCCUUCAGGGAUGAACUUGUCUAGCAACGAUCCUUGUAACAGUGGUCAAAACUUAACAGACAUCAAUGGAUUAAACAGUCCAUCAGCUGCUCUAACAAAUGCGAGUUUUCUGCCAGUUCAACAAAAAUACAACAACAGCAACGAUACCCAACAGAAUUCGAAGAGAUCUACCAACAACUCCAGCUCGAACUACCCAGUUAGCGCAAAAUCAUCUGCGUUAGUAUCGCGGGCUUUGCAGAAUGUAAUACCAACAUGCGUAUACUUAAUGUCUCGUGUUGCUGUGCACAUGGAAAUCGAAGGUACAGCCCAAUGCCCUUCUCAGGUUAUGUUGGCUGCCGCACUUGGUUGUGAGGAGUUAGGCAUUUCGAAUAAGCUGUUAGCCCAGAGUAUUUUCGGCUUGUGGAUGACAAGCAGUUUAAUGGAGAUGCAACUAAAAGCACAUCACUGCCCGUAUGUGGUGCGAGUGGCGUGGACCAGGCUUCUGGAAAAGUUUAGCAACAGCACGCCAAUUGAUCGUAAAUUCGAUGAACCGAUCAUCAUUUUGAAGAGAAAUGUUUUCUUCUCCAAGAGAGAUGAGGAAAAAAUCAAGGACCAUCGGAUUGUGGAGCUGCUCUAUGAGGAGGCGAAGCAUUAUGUCUUAACGGGUAGAUAUAUUAUGGAAUCAGUGCAUUCCCUCAUGUUGGGUGGCAUUCAAGCACGAAUCGAAUUGGGUCCCUACAACUCCCAUACACAUACUGUGGGAUUUUUCAGAGAGAAUCAAUCGAGAUUCUUACCGAAACAUGUUGCCAAGAGUUCAAAUUGGUUGUGGCUACCAAUCAGUCAAAAGAACUCUGCCGAAAUUAGGCUUUUAGAACAAUUUAAGAGAGUGCCACAAUCAGCUACAACUCGAAAAUUGAUGAGGAAAUAUUUGGAAUUUUGCUGGGCACUGCCAUUUUAUGGUGCGGCUUUCUUUCAUGGACAAAUGGAACAGCCAGUUAGGGGCAUUAUGUCAUUAGUUAACCAUAAGGACAUUGAAGUAUUGGUCGCUGUUAACGAGAGAGGCGUUUUUAUUAUAGAUUGCUAUGAAAACACAUUAUUAUUGGGUCUUCGGUAUGAGGACAUGUCGUGGGAUUAUGCAAAGCCAAGCUCUAGUGAUGAUCCCGAAUGCCUUACGUGCAUUUUUUUGCAAUUUGACGCUGUUGAGAAUGGAGUACAGAUAUCAAAACUUGUGCAAGUUUUUUCCAAGCAGGCUGCUAUGAUUGAUGCACUAAUUUCCCAUUUCACAGAACAAAUGAGAAAAAGAAAACAGGAUGCGAAUCCGUCGGAGCACCUACACGAUGAACCAAAUCCUAUACAAAACAAUGGCAAUGGAGUUUUGUGCAAUAAGUUAUAUCGUUUAACCUUAGCAAGCUUUGACGAAGAAGGGCGCUGUAUUGGACAAAUGGGAUCAUUAUCUAUAAGCUAUUAA
Molecule: messenger RNA, 2634 nt
Organism: Drosophila busckii
Lineage: Eukaryota; Metazoa; Arthropoda; Insecta; Diptera; Drosophilidae
Gene: Bili
Product: FERM domain-containing protein 8
Exons: 11
Coding region: 244-2634 (796 amino acids)
Biological process (GO): negative regulation of canonical Wnt signaling pathway
Cellular component (GO): plasma membrane; cytoskeleton
Source: RefSeq, a predicted model, not a curated record